CAUUCACAUUCAGUUCAGUGACAAAAUAAGUCAGGUCAGUCGCCGGCCGGCUUCGGGCUUCUUCGGUUUUGUGUGCUUGUAAUUUGAAAGAAAAUAUCAUGUUGCGAAAUAUUAGUAAAGUUGUAACGCAAAAAGCGAAAUUUGCCACAGCAGCAGCGCCGGCACCUCAAAUCAACCCCGAAAUUCUCUACACCGGACUCUUCAUCAACAAUGAAUGGGUGAAGUCAUCAGAGGGGAAGACAUUCCAGACGGUAAACCCGGCCAAUGGCAAGGUUAUUGCGGACAUCCAGCAGGCGGGCCAGGCUGAUGUGGAGCAGGCAGUUCAGGCUGCCAAUGAGGCUUUCAAGCUCGGGUCAACAUGGCGGAGAAUGGACGCCUCCCAGCGCGGGUUGCUGAUUAACAAACUCGCUAGUUUGGUGGAGCGCGACGCCACUUACCUCGCUAGUUUGGAAACGCUCGACAACGGCAAACCGUACCAAGCGAGCUACUUUCACGACGUAGCGGCGGUCGUCAAGAGCCUACGAUACUACGCCGGCUGGGCCGACAAAAACCACGGGUACACUCUGCCCGCCGAUGGAAACUACUUCGCGUACACCCGCCCCGAACCUGUCGGAGUAUGCGGUCAGAUCAUCCCGUGGAACUUCCCCCUCCUGAUGGCGGCGUGGAAGCUCGGCCCCGCGCUGGCGGCCGGCUGCUCGCUCGUGCUCAAGCCCGCCGAACAAACCCCGCUGACGGCGCUGUAUAUCGCACAACUCGUCAAGGAAGCCGGUUUCCCCGCUGGCGUGGUGAACGUGCUGCCGGGCUUUGGCGACGUCGGUGCUGCUAUCGUCGCGCACCCAAAGAUCGACAAAGUCGCCUUCACUGGGUCGACGGAGGUGGGCAAGCUGAUCCAGCGCGGCGCGGCGGACUCCAUGAAGCGCAUCACCCUCGAGCUGGGCGGCAAGUCGCCCAACAUCAUCUUCGCGGACGCCGACGUCAGCGCCGCCGUGGAGCAGGCGCACCACGCGCUGUUCUACAACAUGGGCCAGUGCUGCACCGCCGGUUCCCGCACGUUCGUGGAAGACAAGAUCUACGACCAAUUCGUGGAGCAGGCGGCGAAGCGCGCCGCCAGGCGCAAGGUCGGCGACCCCUUCCACCACGAGACCGACCACGGACCGCAGAUCGACGGUGAGCAGCAGAACAAGAUCCUGAGCCUGAUCGAGAAGGGCAAGCAGCAGGGAGCCAAGCUGGAGACCGGCGGCGCCCGCGCCGGCCACGUGGGCUACUUCGUGCAGCCCACCGUCUUCAGCGGCGUGCAGGACCACAUGGACAUCGCUAGGACUGAGAUCUUCGGGCCCGUCCAGCAAGUGCUGCGCUUCUCGGACGUGGACGAAGUCAUAGAACGCGCCAACAACACGGAGUACGGGCUCGCCGCCGCCGUCUACACCAAGGACCUCGACCGCGCUAAUUAUGUUAUACAGAGCCUCCGCGCCGGCACGGUGUGGGUGAACGACUACAACGUGUUCUGCAACCAGGUGCCGUUCGGCGGCUUCAAGCAGUCCGGCCUGGGCCGCGAGAACGGGCCCUACGGCGUCCGCAACUACGUCGAGAACAAGUCCGUGCUCGUCAAGCUCACCGCCAAGAACUCGUAGGCUUCCCGAUAAACACGAGUGCCGAUGAACGUAAACAACGAGGCUACAGUUUGCGCAUGAAGGCUGAGGAAUCGUAGAAUGCUUGUCCGUCUUGCCUGGUGCAUCCGCAGCCCGAGAAUUCUGAUUUCGUGCGCGAAUUGUAGUAUUAAAUUUAGAUUUAUUAUUGGUGUGUAUAAAAUAACAGUGAUCUGUUUGCCAAAUAGCACAAACUUUGAAACACCAUUUUGGGUAGACCACGUUAUUGACCGUUCAUAUUAUGCCGUUUGUAUAUGUUUUCUUUGGCACAUUGUAAUUCUACUUCUCUCUACAUACAAAAUGUGAUAAAAUCCCUGUCUUCCGUAUCUUAGUUAUUAUGAGGCUGAAUCAAUGCAUUUGCGUAAAAGGUGUCAUUUCCGUUGUCGUGUACAUACGUAUUAUACAGUUAACAAUUUUCGCUGUGGCAAUCAGUGUAAUUAAGCAUGCAUGGGGUCUUUCGAGUUUCGACCUCAUACCGCAGUGAAUUUGUUAAGUUGUAACUUCCUUGCAAUAUAUUAAGUAUAUGAUAAUAUGAUAUACGUAUGUAUUCAACUAUUUUAAUAAAGAAAAACUUAAAGAA
This is a messenger RNA of Cydia pomonella (codling moth), 2226 nucleotides long. It is a transcript of the gene Aldh, whose product is annotated as aldehyde dehydrogenase, mitochondrial. Gene Ontology annotation, molecular function: aldehyde dehydrogenase (NAD+) activity. The record is from RefSeq and is a predicted model, not a curated record. The transcript is spliced from 11 exons. Lineage: Eukaryota; Metazoa; Arthropoda; Insecta; Lepidoptera; Tortricidae. The coding region runs from base 99 to 1631 and encodes 510 amino acids.